AUGCAGGAUGCAGCCUUCUCGACGGGCGUGUCAAUUCAAUAUCCAAAGAUUCAAGCUGCAAAGACUUCAAAGCAUCAGAAUGAAAGAGCGGAUUCUCCAUUUCCAUUUCCAACGGACACAAAAGUUUCAUCAGAGCGUGAGGAUCGAAUUGAUACGAAAGCUUAUAGCAUGUGUCAAGAACUUGCAUACCAUUUUGUGUGUAAAAUGACACGCGAUGCUGUGCAAGAUAUACUGCAGAAAAGCAAUGACACAAGCUACAACCAAGUAUUAACAUUUUUGCAGACAUUCUGUACACAAAAUGCGUCGAUGACAGCAGCAAACGACUCAAUGAUAGAAUUGUCGCCGUCUGGUCGUCAACAAAAUGAUUCUAAUACACCUGUGAUACAAUUUCCAGCGUUUCACGGAUACCCUACAGCUUCAAUUAUUGCUGGAACUGAUGCAACAUCGAGUGAUCUAUGGAUGAAACCACUUAUGCACAAGCUGCAACGAACAUUUCCUCUAUGUAUCAUAUUACCACGAGAUGUAGCAACAGCAAGACGACUUAUUGAGUGGCUUGCUGCGAGACUGGCAUUAUUGAUUGCUGCAAAGCAGCAAGAAGAAAAAUGGCUUGAGGAAGUUGUUGAAACGUUUGAUAUGUUGCCACCAAAGCUUUUGGUUAAGAAACCCAUUAGACGGAUGACAAGGCAUCAUGACGCUAUGAAAGAAAAUAAAGAAAGUGACAUGAGUGAUGAAAAUUUUAUCUCAAGUACGGAAUCAGAGCAAAGUGAUACUGACUGUGCAUAUGCUUCAAAGAAAAAGAGAAAAAAGCAACGUCGUGCUGCUCCUGUGGCGUAUGGCCGAUGGACAAUGUCAAAAUUAUUGGUAACAAUACAAAAUCACAUCAAUGAAUUACUCGCCUCAAAUUGUGGAGACACGAGUCGUGAAUAUAUAGCAAUGAUAGAAGAACUGGUACAAACUCGCCUUGAUGAAGUAUUGUCUCUCGCACGAAAGAGUCGCGACAACGAAGACGAGAUAAUAAUUCAGAUUAUUACAUGCUUUGAUGCAGCACUUUCGUGGCUACAGACAAAACUCACGUUGUGUCGAAACACAGCGGUCAAGCUGCUAAAUGUAGCGUCUGAAUCCAAAUUUUCGACUUCAAUUUACAUCGGCAGCACCGAAAUGGCAUUGGCGCUUAUUCUCCAGCGUGUACUUUGUCAAUAUACGUCUUUUUUGGAUGAUUGCAAGAUAAAUGCACCAAUAUUAAUUGAUCGACGAAAAUUAGUCAAGAAAGAGUUAAUCAAGCACAGAAAUUACUAUUCGUUCAGUGAUGAGGGACCACCGCCAAUCAUGUCAAAGUUUUCUUUUCAGCCAUUCCUCGUUUUAUGUAUCGAACAGCUUGAAGUCUUCUCACAGCAAGUAUUCGGCGAUUUUCUUGAAAUCUGGACCCAUUUUGUUCGACACCAUCACGAUAGGCACCCUAAUAAUGCUACAAAUUGCACUCUCGGAUUUGUUAUUGGAGUUGCGUCUGCAACAUCUCCAGCACUCCGACGUUUAAAUCUUUCAAUCACAAACUGUUUGGAAUUGCAAUUUUUUUCGCUCGUGGAUUCACGCAAGUGCUUUGACGAUAUCCUUGAAUCACUUGUUGUCAACGCGAAGUUGCCACUUACACUCAGCGGCGAUGUGUUACAAGCAAUAGCGCGUCGCCAUCGUAUUUUGCCCAGUGUACCUCGUCUCUUGCUUGCUUUACGAUUAUUGCUUUUCACGCACUUUCGAAGCUAUCCAUGGAGUUUUUUAGCACUUGCUGUUGAUAUUGUUGCAUCUGCAGGCGAGUCUCCGAUACUAUUUGCUGCCGAAAUGACACAUUUACCUUCUCGAGUAUCAAUUUGGCUGAAGCGACAACGUUCACGUGUAUUUCGUAAAACAGAAGAAAAUGGAACGAGUCUAGAGUCGAAUCUUCUUUCAUGGCUCACUUUUUGUAGUGAUUUCGAGCUGUCUGACUUGUCGACAAGAGUGUUUUCCUCCGACAUUGUAGAUACAGCGAAAAAUUGGACGAAAGUAUUGGAGUUGGCGCUAGAGUCGGAACGUCGACGACGACGUCGUUGGCGAUUGGGGUGGGAAUGUUUUCGCACCGCUUGUUCUUGGUUAGAUGUGCGUCGUGAUGGUAAAGAUGGUGAAGAUGUGGUCGUUAUGCAUUUGGCUUUAGCGCUUGAUGGUCGAUUAGGAGAAACGCCAAUAUUUACGGAGAUUGUUCGACGUAUUCAGACGUGUCGAUGGGUUGUAACAAUAGGACUGAUUCAGCAAUGGAAAAAUUUAUGGAGUGUCUUUGGAUCCUCUGAAGAUGAAAUAGUAGAAAAUACGCUCAGCGAAUUGGCAACAUUGUGUGCAUAUGCACGAAGCGAAAAGACUCGUUCUGAAAUGCUGAAAGCAUUGCGAAAUGAAAUUGUAACAGUAUUUAAAACGCGUCUUGUCAUUGCAUUGCUGCAGCCGCGUACGCCAGAUAAGAUGUCAAAAGCGGAGUUGUUGGUCUCGUCGUGGUCAGUUCUCAAAGACGCCAGUGUAUUGGAAGAUCGAUUGCGUUUUGAGUAUCAUGAUCAUCUUCGCAAUGUACUACAAGAAGCUGGUAUUGGGGAUCAAAUUGCCAAUUCAAAGUGUGAGUCAUCGUGGGUACAUGACAUUGGUUUAGCCUUUCUGUUUUACCAAGAAAGUGCAAGUGCGAGUCUGAGUCUUUGUGAAUGGUACGAGAGUUUCUCAUUUGAGUUAGAGCAAGAGUCGAACUCGAAAGCAGAUACGAGUACAAAGAAGCAAAAACUCACAAGGUUUCGAGACAAUCCAGCAAUCAAAGCUCGCUUUGUUCGUGCAGUAUGUACUUUACGGCAUUGGGGAUUUCUCAAGAAUGAUGCUCCUCGUGAUUUGGAGCAAGAUAUAAUUGAAAAGCUUGUCUUUAUCUAA
Plasmopara halstedii is the source of this 2928-nucleotide messenger RNA. Its product is annotated as Origin recognition complex, subunit 3. The transcript has a single exon. The record is from RefSeq and is a predicted model, not a curated record. Gene Ontology annotation, biological process: DNA replication; DNA replication initiation. Bases 1 to 2928 code for a protein of 975 amino acids. Gene Ontology annotation, cellular component: nuclear pre-replicative complex; nuclear origin of replication recognition complex; DNA replication preinitiation complex. Gene Ontology annotation, molecular function: DNA replication origin binding. Lineage: Eukaryota; Oomycota; Peronosporomycetes; Peronosporales; Peronosporaceae.